ACGUUUCGAGCUUUUAAAGUUUUUUUUGGCCGUUUUUUGUUCGUCCCCUUCGUUUUGGAUGUGCAGGACCAUAACUUGGUUAAUCUUUAUCUUCGUCGUGAGUAUGGCGCUUUCAUCAACAUUUUCGCGCCUAAAUCUCUUCCCAAAACCUUCCUUUAUUUUUCAUAGAUCAUGGAAACCUCUCCUGCUGAACCGAAGCUCCAAGUUGCUACCUCCGACUACUUCUUCUUCUUCCCCUUCUUCACUCAAUUCCUUCACGGCCUAUUGCUCAAUCUUAACAUCCGAAAAUUCCACCUCUAUAGCUCCCAAGAAUCCAUUUAUGAAGGCCCAAGACGAUCUCAUCGUUCUGGGUAUUGAAACCAGCUGCGACGACACCGCCGCCGCUGUCUUUUCGUGCUCUUUAUUUGAUGGGGCUUUGGUUUUCACUACUUUGGUGCGCACAGGUCAGAAGCAACGGCGAAAUUCUCAGUCAAGUUGUGUCCUCCCAAAUUUGCUUGCUUUAUAUGGGGGUGUUGCUCCGAAAAUGGCUGAAGAAGCACACUCCCAAGUGAUUGAUCAGGUUGUUCAGCAAGCACUUGACAAAGCUAAUUUAUCUGCAAGCGAUCUAUCGGCAGUAGCUGUUACUAUUGGUCCUGGUUUAAGCCUUUGCCUUCGUGUUGGAGUGCGGAAAGCUCGUAAAGUUGCUAGUAGCUUUAAUCUACCAAUGGUUGGUGUUCAUCACAUGGAGGCUCAUGCUCUAGUUGCCAGAUUAACUGAGCGAGACUUGCAAUUUCCUUUCUUGGCGUUGCUUAUUUCAGGAGGACACAAUCUUCUCGUUCUUGCUCGUGAUCUUGGUCACUACAUACAACUUGGUACAAGUAUAGAUGAUGCUAUAGGUGAGGCCUAUGACAAGACUGCAAAAUGGCUUGGUCUUGAUUUGAGGAGAAGUGGUGGUCCGGCUAUUGAGGAGCUUGCUCGGGAAGGAGAUGCACAUGCAAUCAAAUUCUCUACUCCAAUGAAACAGCACAAAGACUGUAACUUUUCAUAUGCGGGUCUGAAAACUCAAGUGAAGCUGGCAAUUGAAUCCAAAAAUGUAAAUGCUGCAAUUCCCAUUUCUUCUGCAAGUAGCGAAGAUAGAAGUUCUAGAGCUGAUAUCGCUGCAUCUUUUCAGCGAGUUGCUGUGCUACAUUUAGAGGAAAGAUGUCAACGAGCUAUUGAAUGGGCUUUAAAGAUUGAACCUUCCAUUAAACAUUUGGUAGUUUCUGGGGGUGUUGCAUCUAACCAGUAUGUGCGGGCUCAGCUUGAUCAGGUUGUUAAAAAAAAUAAUUUGCACCUUGUGUGCCCUCCUCCCAGCCUUUGCACCGACAAUGGUGUAAUGGUGGCUUGGACCGGCAUUGAGCAUUUUCGUGUGGGAAGAUUUGAUCCAGCACCGCCUGCUGAAGAACCUGAAGAUUUUGUGUAUGAUUUGCGGCCACGGUGGCCUCUUGGAGAGGAAUAUGCUGAAGGAAAAAGUGAAGCUCGCUCUUUGAGAACGGCCCGGAUCCAUCCGUCUCUCACAUCCAUUAUUCAAGCAUCUCUACAACAGCAGCCAUAGUCUUCUCUGCGACAUCUCCUAUAUGCUGAGUUGCUAUUACACUUAAUAUCAGAAAAAUCGGCUCCAAUCCAAUCUGAACAAUUAGCAGAAGUUGCUUUUGCAAAUACAUUGCCAGAUUAUAGAAUUAGAAUUUGGCAUCAUGGUAAGAGCAAUUUGAGAGAACAAUGCCCAUAGUGAUACAGACAGAUAGGACAUUGAAGAGUCCAACUCAAGCUACUAUACACUACCACUACCAGAGUCCUCAAAUCAAUUUUCUUUAACCUUGUUAAUAAUAAUAAUAAUACAGCAACAUUUUUCAUUCGACAGCUUCUGACCUUCUCCUCCGCAUCUUUGGAUUUAAAUUAGUGUGAUAGAGAAAUGGUUUGAACCACAUUGAUACGCUACCUAAUUUUGAUCACCAACUUGUAUCCAUUUAAGCUUUACUCUAGUAAGGUAUUGAGUAUUGAUGAUUGCCAUUCGAGAGAUCUUCAAUACAUAAUAGAAAUUUUUUUUUUAUUAA
Cannabis sativa is the source of this 2072-nucleotide messenger RNA. Its product is annotated as probable tRNA N6-adenosine threonylcarbamoyltransferase, mitochondrial. NCBI's taxonomy places the organism in Eukaryota, Viridiplantae, Streptophyta, Magnoliopsida, Rosales, Cannabaceae. Gene Ontology annotation, cellular component: mitochondrion. The record is from RefSeq and is a predicted model, not a curated record. The transcript has 13 exons. Gene Ontology annotation, biological process: tRNA threonylcarbamoyladenosine modification. The coding region runs from base 59 to 1573 and encodes 504 amino acids.